UUCCAUAUUUUCUCCACCCAUCACAACACUCUUCUCUUAGCUAGUCACUUCUACUAUAGUUCGAAGAAGCUAUAACCUAGCUAGCUAAGCUUUUUAACUUUUGAGAAAUGGAAUCCAAAAGAACAUCUUCACUUGCUCUCUUUCUUGUUCUCAACCUUCUAUUCUUUUCCCUAGUAAGUGCAUGCGGUGGCGGCUGCCCUUCUCCUAAGCCAAACCCAAACCCAAAGCCAACCCCAUCCCCUUCCUCUGGAAAAUGCCCAAGAGAUGCACUUAAACUAGGUGUCUGUGCUAAUGUUCUUGGUUCACUGCUUAAUCUCAACAUUGGUAAACCUCCAGUCGAACCUUGCUGCUCUCUUAUCCAAGGCCUUGUUGAUCUUGAGGCUGCUGUUUGCCUGUGCACUGCCAUUAAAGCUAAUAUAUUGGGUAUCAACCUCAACAUUCCACUUUCUUUGAGCUUGCUUCUCAACGUUUGUGGCAAGAAGACCCCCUCCGGUUUCCAGUGUGCCUAAACACAUAGAGAUUUCACUUCCGUCAUAGUUUCUCGGGUGGGUUUUGUUUGUUGCUAAUUUAAUAAGUAUAAUCCAAUGUCUUCUACGUAUUAUCAGUUUGUGAUUUAAAGUUGCUUUUUUAAAUGUAUUGUUUGUUUAGUGAGAGGCUUUACUAUAAACAAGUCUACUUUCCCUAAGUUAUGUUUAAGAAUUUUUAUGGGAAAUGAAAUUUUAUUUUUACUCGUUUAAUCAUUAAAA
This is a messenger RNA of Ricinus communis (castor bean), 746 nucleotides long. RefSeq names its product lipid transfer protein EARLI 1. The transcript has a single exon. NCBI's taxonomy places the organism in Eukaryota, Viridiplantae, Streptophyta, Magnoliopsida, Malpighiales, Euphorbiaceae. Bases 108 to 509 code for a protein of 133 amino acids. The record is from RefSeq and is a predicted model, not a curated record.